UUCCAGUAACAUUUCAACUUCUGUUCUGAUACGUCGUUAACUGAAAAAAUGAAGCAAUUUUUAUUUUUGACACUUUUCUUAUUUUUGGCCUUUGAUAGUGUUUUCAUCAAAGAGGCUAUGGGUCAAACUACUUAUCAGGAAGUAAUUUUGACUUUUCAUUGGAACUCUCAAGGAGACAAUUGGGUCUCUAGACUGGAACCUGUGUUCUCAUUCUGUCCAGAUUUUGCCACUACCGCUAAUGAAAUUUUAGAUUCAUUGACUGGUCUCACUCACGAUCAAGAUGUACUCGCGCUGCGCGAUGCUUUAAAGAAACUUCCAGAAGUUACAGAUUUCCUUCCAAAUAGUAUCCAAACUGCAUUCAAUAAUUGGGAACAAAACGGCUGCAAUGUAAUACCAGCAACUGAAAGUUAUCUUAAUAAUAAGUACGAAACAUUGAGAAGAAUUUAUGUCAAUUUUAAAACUGAAUUUGAAAAUGCAAUAAUUAACGUGAGAUUAAAGGCGCAGAAUUAUUCAAGGAAUUUUAAUGAAGUUAAAAGUAGGCUUCAAGUGGCCAAAAAAGCAGUGGAUCGGUACAGCUUACGCCGUGAUAAGUGGGUAUAUUUUUUAAUGGGCCUUGAAUCGUCCCUAUAAUUAUUUAGAGGUGAGCUAUAAGAGCUCGAUAAUCUUAGGGAAAAGCCCAAAUAUAUCUGAGGUCUCUAAGAAUUUAAAAAAGAAUUAAAGAAAUCGAUUCAUAAAUUAUAUUUUCUAUUGAAAAAAUUGUACUUCCAACUCAAACCACAAUAAAUAAUUUCAUGAAA
Contarinia nasturtii (swede midge) is the source of this 797-nucleotide messenger RNA. RefSeq lists its product as uncharacterized. The record is from RefSeq and is a predicted model, not a curated record. Lineage: Eukaryota; Metazoa; Arthropoda; Insecta; Diptera; Cecidomyiidae. The coding region runs from base 49 to 630 and encodes 193 amino acids. The transcript is spliced from 2 exons.